Molecule: messenger RNA, 6441 nt
Organism: Myotis lucifugus (little brown bat)
Lineage: Eukaryota; Metazoa; Chordata; Mammalia; Chiroptera; Vespertilionidae
Gene: ELF4
Product: E74 like ETS transcription factor 4
Exons: 10
Coding region: 568-2541 (657 amino acids)
Biological process (GO): cell differentiation; regulation of transcription by RNA polymerase II
Cellular component (GO): nucleus
Molecular function (GO): DNA-binding transcription factor activity, RNA polymerase II-specific; sequence-specific DNA binding
Source: RefSeq, a predicted model, not a curated record
CCCGGAGGAGAGGAGGGAAGGAAAGAGGGAGGCGGACGCUGGCCCCUGCGGCCGCGGGGACCGACCAGGCGCUGCGCUCAACUUCCACUUCUCCUUUCGCCGGCGCCGAGAUCCCGGCGCCACUUGCCCGGCCCGGCUUCUCCAGGGAGAGGAAGGGCUGGCGGGGCUGGGGACCCGUGAUCUCGGCCCCCCGGAGCGGGGAGGGGAGCACGGCGACCUAUCCCGGCUCGGCGACCGAGCCCACUUCAGCUCAGGAAUUGAGUGUCUUCUCCAUACCAAGCACAGUGCAAGGCUGCUAAAGUUUCAUCAAUGGCCAACACAGUCGUCCCUGCCCUCAAGGAAGCCACUGUCUAAUGGGGGAGGUCACUCUUGCGGUUGGCCCAGCCCAGCAUGCAGCCUUGAACUUCGCUUAGGCCACCACAUACUCCAGCUCUCUACACACCCAUUCUCCUGUGGCUUGAGUGUAGGCUCUAAGCUCCAAGUUACCUGAGCAGCAUCUCUUCAUCAAGAAAAACCCGCGGCUCCAGAGGGCCCUGAGAAUUCUGCUGUCAGCUCUGAGGAGACAGCAUGGCUAUAACCCUGCAGCCCAGUGACCUGAUCUUCGAGUUUGCAAGCAACGGAAUGGAUGAUAUACACCAGCUGGAAGACCCCUCAGUAUUCCCCGCUGUGAUCGUGGAGCAGGUACCCUACCCCGAGUUACUGCAUCUGUAUUCAGGACUGGAGCUAGAAGAUGGUCACAACGGCAUCAUAACGGACAGGACAUUGUGCAUGACACAGGAUCAGAUCCUGGAGGGCAGUUUCAUGCUGGCAGAUGAAAAUGAAGCAACCUCACAAACCAUGUCAACCACUGAAGUCUUGCUCAAUGUUGAGUCUCCUAACAACAUCCUGGAUGAGAAGCAGAUCUUCAGCACCUCCGAACUGCUUCCGGACUCAGACCCCGCUCCAGCCACCACUCUGCCCAACUACCUGUUUCCUGUCUCUGAGCCCAAUGCCCUGAACAGUGCUGGUGACACUGGUGACCAGGAGGGGAAUUCUCUGGAGGAGCAGGUCUCCAAAGAGGAAAGUUCCAAGAAGACUGGAAAACCAAAGAAGAGAAUCCGGAAGACAAAGGGCAACCGCAGUACCUCACCUGUCACUGACCCCAGCAUCCCCAUUCGGAAGAAAUCUAAGGAUGGCAAAGGCAACACCAUCUAUUUGUGGGAGUUCCUCCUGGCACUUCUGCAAGACAGGAACACCUGCCCCAAGUACAUCAAGUGGACCCAGCGAGAGAAGGGCAUCUUCAAGCUGGUGGACUCCAAAGCUGUGUCAAAGCUCUGGGGGAAGCAGAAGAACAAGCCUGACAUGAACUAUGAGACAAUGGGGAGGGCUCUAAGAUACUACUACCAAAGGGGCAUCCUUGCCAAAGUGGAAGGGCAGAGGCUGGUGUACCAGUUUAAAGAGAUGCCCAAGGAUUUAGUGGUGAUUGAAGAUGAGGAGGAGAAAAGCGAAGUGGCAGAGGCAUCCCCAAAGGCCUCCACCUCCACCAGCACUACCCGGCGAGCCAGCUCCAGGGUCUCAUCCAGAGCCGCUCCCCAGGGCAAGAGCAGCCCUCCCUGGGAGAAGCCAAAGGUUCAGCAUGUCGGUCUGCAGUCAUCUGCAAGUCUGGAAUUGGGCCUGUCUCCAGAUGAGGAGAUUCCCACUACCUCCACCGUGCUGGUCUCUCCACCAGAGGGCCAGGCCAAACUCACCAAAGCUGUGAGUGCUUCUUCAGUGCCUGGCAACAUCCACCUAGGAGUGGCCCCUGUGGGGUCAGCCUCGGCCUUGACCCUGCAGACAAUCCCCCUGACUACAGUGCUCACCAAUGGCCCUCCUGUCAGUACUACUACUUCAACCCAGCUCGUUCUCCAGAGUGUUCCACCUGCUUCGACCUUCAAGGACACCUUCACUUUGCAGGCCUCCUUCCCCCUGAAUGCCAGCUUCCAAGAGAACCAGGUGGCAGCACCGGGGACUCCACUGAUUCUCAGUGGCCUCCCCCAACUUCUGGCUGGGGCCAACCGUUCGACCAAUCCCACAGCAGCCUCUGUCGCAGGGGCUGGAGUAGCAGGGCCCAGCUCUCAGCCCCCGGGGACUGUCAUUGCUGCCUUCAUCAGGACUUCCAGUGCCACAGCAGCCCCUGGGGCCAAGGAUGGGUCACUGAGACCCAACUCAUAUGUGCAGGGCAUGGUGACUGGGGCCCCCAUGGAGGGGCUGCUGGUUCCUGAAGAGACCCUGAGGGAGCUUCUGAGGGAUCAGGCUCACCUUCAGCCACUUCCAACCCACGUGGUUUCAAGGGGCUCCCACAAUCUGAGCCUUCUGGGAAACCAGACUUUCUCUCCUCCCAGCCGCCCCACUGUUGGGCUGACCCCGGUGGCUGAACUUGAGCUCUCCUCAAGCUCAGGGUCCCUGUUUAUGGCUGAACCUAGUGUGACCACAUCUGGGACCCUACUGACUAGAUCCCCAACCCCAGCCCCCUUCCCAUUCAAUCCCACUUCGCUCAUUAAAAUGGAGCCCCACAACAUAUAAACAGAGGGGUUGGGGAAGUGACCCACCAGGCAAAGCUGAGCAGCAUUUUCAUAUGGACUGCCUCUAGCAGACUGACAAGUAGCUCGCCUGCCCUUACAUUUUGGUGGAAUGUCAAUAUACCAGACUCCCCCAUCCCUCACCUCUGCCUGAGGUCACAUGGCCAAGCCAUGCCCAGUUUGAGCAUUCCUGGCAUCAGACCAUGGCCCUCAAGAGCACUAGGGGAUAUGCUCUUGCCAGGGAAAUGGGCUGGUGCAGUGAUGAAGGGAUAAACCUCCUGAGAAGUUGGUGGCCAGGGUGGGUGCAGGGGCUUCAUGGGAAGAUCCAUGUUUGCCUGGCUGUAAUUCACCGUCCAUGUUCCCUCAGCGGGGAAGUGACUACCCCAUAUGUGAAUAUCUCGGUAUGUAUUCGUGUGUACUCAUGAGACUGUUUCUUCGUUUCUUUGGAGAAGACAACGGUGCAGCCGUGAGGUCUUUAGGAACAUGUGUCUCCACGCACACAUCAGCCGCAGAGAUGAGGAUUUGUUUUAAGGAAAAACAUUCCCUAGUCCCCUUUGUACAAAGCAAGACUCAUUUGUUCUGAGACUAUGGGGGUGCAGGUUGGAUCCCCCAAAUCUGGAGAGAUGUCACAGAGCUGGAGCAGGUCAGGGUAGAAGAGCUCCCAUUCGUGUAUGCGUUGGAGCAAAUGCAGUUCUAAGGGACAGGAGAAGGCCACGUGGGAUAAAAGCAUAAAGAGAGGAAACUCAGCCCUGGGGAGCAGCCCCCCAGUCUAGACUGAGGGCUUCUCCCUGGACUUGGCCUCAUGGCCCACCAGUCACUUGCCAGCAUGCUUGGAACCUUGACCGCUGUGUUGAAGGGUUAGAUAGGGGCAGAGCACCCCUCCAGAGUUAGACCCAGCCGAGUACCCAGGCAGAGCUGAAUUAAUUAAAUGUUUGCACCGAGGGCUGGGGCUGUAAAACCAGGCUUUGCGCCUGGCCUACACCCCAAAUUCUGGGUUCCCUCUUGAUUAAUGUCGCUCCCGAUAUUUUCCUGCUGUCAGGCAUGGUGGGGAUAGUUGUGUUAGCAAUGUCGAAUGGAUCUGCCUCCAUCACUGCUCAUAUGUGCCUGCCAUGCAGCCAGUCUUCUACUCACCUCGUAAGUUUGCCAACCCACCCGCCCCCACUGUGGCUACAGCAGACGUUCAUGUGGACUGUCGCCCCUCUUCUCCAACUUUCACUCCUGAUCCUGAUUCCUUCUUCCUCAAGGAGACAGGAGCCAGCAGAUGUGAGCCCCCAUGGCACUUCUGUCUCUACAUGCUUCUUGCUUCCCUCUUUCCUCUUUCUAAGGGGCAACUGAUUCUCUCUUAAAGCCAACUCCUCCGCCUAGGGCCUGGAUCUCCUCCCCCUCCCUUCUUGGAAUUAGCCUGCCUCUCUCCUGCCAAGUGUGGGGGGCAAAGCUAAGAUACGUCAGCCUUGGAAACAAUUGUUAUCUGGUGAAUUUGGUUAAUGUGAAUCAGUGCCUCAGGACCUUUGCUAUGUCCUUGGUGCAAAACCAUCCACUUGAUCUAACUACCUCCCCAGGUUGCUCUUCUCGCUUUCCUUCCGGUCACUGCCAAGCCCACUAUCGCCCUCUUUCUUCUUGUUUUCCCCCGUGGGGUGGGGAAAGUAUAUACGGUUGUGCAGGUGUAUUUAUUACACGUCUCCAGCACUUGGCAUUAAAGUGCCUUUUAAAAAAAAUAAAUCAGUUUAUUAUGACAAUUUCCUGAUGGUGGAAAGUAAAGCAUUUUGAGAAAGUUUCCUUUUUUUCUUUCUAUUUUUUUGCAUAAAGACGCUGCAUGGGUUGGGGUGGCCCUGUCUCACUCACCAACUCCAUAGAACUCAUCAUCUGAAGGUCACUGAUAUCUUCAUGGUGACAUCAAAUGCGUUCACAUUUCUUGGCCCCUGUGAACCCUCACAACAUGUCACACUACUUCCCAUCACCUCCCGCACUAGCCGGGCUCAACUGUGCCCUCUGUCGCCCAUUCUCUGUGCAGUGCUGGCUCCAGAUCUACCACUUUCAGUGUGGGUGUCCCCAAGGGUCUCAUCCAUCCUCUUGGCUCUGGAUCAGCAUUUUGGGGAUGAGUCCAACAUCUAGAGCCACAGCCCCCACGUUUCUCCCCAGCUCCAGACUCGCAUGCCCAGGGGUCUGUUGGACAUUUCCACCUAGAUGCCUGCCAGGUCCUCAAAGGCAGCCCCGCUCCCAAAAGUCAAUUUGAACGUUCCCACAUAUGCACACAAAACCUUUCCAAGAAAAAAAAAAAAGCUGUCAUGACUUGCCUAUUUCUGUUCAUGGUGCCACCAUUUUUCUGACUUUCUAAAUUAGACAUUUCAGAGCCAUCUGAAGGCUGCCUUCACUUGACCCUGUCCCUUCCCCCAUCUCCUGAAGUCCAGUGCCAUUUACCAUGUCUCGGACCUUUCUUCCACAUUCCCAGAGCCUCAGACUACCCAGAGCUUAAUCCCCUCCCUCCCUAGACACAUCCAGAGCCCCACUGUGACCUGCCUUGUCCCCUCCAAUCUGCCAGGGCACCAGUUCUGAUCUGCUAGAAAGCUUUCAGGGGCUCCUCACUGCCUACAGGGUGAGACUCAGGAUAACCUCUUAUCCAUUCUAGGCAGCUGGGCAUUAACCCUUUUAUUUGCUGACUCAUGAGGCAGUCUGGGGGUCCUGGAGGGGGGUGAGGGGGGCACAUUAAGACUCAGGGCAGUAGCUCCAAAAGUAUUUUGAGCAUAGCAUCAGCCCUGUCUUCAGACAAGGUCCCAAGUCCUUGACCUUUCAUCAAGGUCCUUCACCAUCGGGUCCCAUCUGACUUCCCCAGUCAUUUUUCACAUUGCUUCCCCCCACCCCCAGUGUAUUGCUCCUGCCAAACCAAUACACUCGCUGGCCUUUGAACAAGUUUAAGUUUCCCACUUCUGUGUUCAAGUUUCCCACUUCUGUGUUCUUGCUUUACCUGGUUCUACUUAACCAGAAUGCUCCUCCCAUCCCGCUAGUACCAACCGAAUACUAUCCAUCCUUGGAAACUCAGUUCCUGGAAGCUGCCUUCCACAGUUCUUGUUUUGAAACUUGUAGCAAUUGCCACUCUUUUGGCAACUGAUCACAAACAGCCUGUGACAUCUCCUUUGUUAUAAUCACAAACUGUUACUUAAAUCUUCAACGACCUGGACUUAUUUAGUCACCCCAUUUAGUGUGUUACUUUCUGAGGGGCGGACGGCUGUAGCGCCCACAGAGCAGGGCACACUACAUAAGAAGCAUUUAGUGAGCAUCAGCGAACGGUUACUGAUUGAGCUGGUGAGUGAUGGGGACCAAACUUUGAGGUAGGUGAUGCUGACCUCCCUUUUGCACAGGCACUCACCCCAGGUGCUCCACUGCCCAGGGCCCGCACUCCCUGGUUCAGUGCCCUCAUGGCCUCCCCACCCCCAGCCUCCACACCCAAGACUUGUUACUACUUUGAAUGUCCUCUACCCCUAAAGAAACUUCCCUGUCAGUUUCUUUCCUAACUCAAAGUGUUAAAUUAGCUAAUAUGAUAAACUAACCUGUGCUGAUAUAGUUAUGGGAGAAGGCUAGAGGAGAACCAGAAGACAGGUUUCUUUUAACCAGCGUCGUGUGGCAACAACAUCCCUGCCUUUGUGAUGGUUUAAUGGAGUCAAGAGACUCGCUCCUCGCCCCCAGCAACUGAUGUAUUACUCCCCCCUUUGGGCUCCCACAGCACUUUGUAUAUACCUCUUACUGUAGCACUUAGCACAUGUAGGUCCUUAGUUAUAUGUUUGUUUCCCCUCCAAUAGACUGUGAGCUCCUCAAGGACAGGGACUGUGUGUUAGUCACUGAUGUAUCCCCAGCGCCUAGCACAGUGCCUGGCACACAGUAGGUGCUCAAUAAAUGUUUAUUGAAAGAA